Molecule: messenger RNA, 444 nt
Organism: Entamoeba dispar SAW760
Lineage: Eukaryota; Evosea; Mastigamoebida; Endamoebidae
Product: histone H3, putative
Exons: 1
Coding region: 1-444 (147 amino acids)
Cellular component (GO): nucleosome
Molecular function (GO): DNA binding; structural constituent of chromatin; protein heterodimerization activity
Source: RefSeq, a predicted model, not a curated record
AUGGCUAGAACUAAAGGAAAUAAUACUACUGAACGACCUGCUACUUCUAAACAACCGAGAAAAUACUACGCCCCAAAGUCUGCUUCAAAAAAAGCAGCUGUCUCUUCUAAGAAAGCCGUUGCUAGUGUUUCACAAAAGAAACCAGUAGCACGACAUUCACAUCCAGGAAUUAAGGCUUUACAAGAAAUUAAAUUUUACCAACGAUCUACUGAACUUUUAUUAAGAAAAUUACCAUUCCAACAUUUAGUUAGAGAAAUUGCUCAACAGUCUAAAUCUGAUUUGAGAUUUCAAUCUGCUGCUAUUGCGGCACUUCAAGAAGCUGCUGAAGCUUAUCUUGUUGGUCUUUUUGAAGAUACUAAUUUAUGUUCACUUCAUGCUAAAAGAGUUACCAUUAUGCCAAAAGAUAUGCAACUUGCUAGAAGAAUUAGAGGUGAACGUCAAUAA